Molecule: messenger RNA, 1473 nt
Organism: Emericellopsis atlantica
Lineage: Eukaryota; Fungi; Ascomycota; Sordariomycetes; Hypocreales; Bionectriaceae
Product: putative impact
Exons: 2
Coding region: 1-1473 (490 amino acids)
Biological process (GO): regulation of translational initiation
Cellular component (GO): cytoplasm
Source: RefSeq, a predicted model, not a curated record
AUGUCGAGUCAUGGAGACCUCCAGGAGAUGCUGCGCAUGUUCACCACGCGCAAGGUGUCCAUGCUAGGCGCAAUGAAGCACGUUCAAGCUCUACAAGCCAAGAACAUCAAAAGCAUUGAUCAACUGGCAUCAGCCCCAUUGAAUGACCUGGCGUCAACACUGUCUGACGCCAAACUCGCAAAGAGUAUACAGAUGGCUUGCAAAUCGCACAGCAAGAAGCGUCCUGCUGAUGCAGCCUCAACCUCCUCACCACCUUCCGCCAAGAAGGCAAAGAUCGAGCCGACAAAGCGAGAUCUGGAUCUGGGUCGUAUGUCACCCGAUGAACUAGAAGCAGCUCUCGCCCUGCCCCUGACGGAAGACGAGGAUGUCAUACGCAGCACGACCAUAGUCACCAACAGGGCGCCGCUACUGCUGGCUUUCGCCAUCGAGUUGAUGAGGGUGACCAUGCCAGAGCAACCGCUCAGCAGCAGGCUGAGCCUGGCACAGGCGAUUGUGAGCGCGAACUCGAGAUCCAAGGCGGUCAGCCUGGGGCUGGAGAAGACGAAAGAAGGCGCCGACGUCUCUGAAGGGCAGCCCAAAGUCAGCGUGAUGGGUCGACAGGUCCCUGUACUCAAGAGAGGGGGCUACACAUGGAGCGGCGGGCCGUCCACGACAAAGGCCUCUUCCUCGACAGCAGCGCCCGAGGCCUCGCCACAAGGAUGGAAAGCGAGCCAGAAGCUAUCGUCACGGGGCUCAACGUUUGUUGCGCAUGCCAUCUCGAUCGAUUCGCCAACUCGCCGGUCAGACUACAUGACGACUCUGAUGAGUCAACAUCCUUCCUUGGAAAGCGCUACGCACAACGCCUGGGCCAUCCGUACAAGCUACGGAGCCUCACCCCUGGUUCAAGAGGCGUCCUUUGACGACGGAGAGACGGGGGCUGGCAAAUUUCUACUGCAAGUCAUGCGAGAGUCAAAGGUCACAAACGCGCUCGUCGUCAUGACGAGGUGGUAUGGAGGUGUCAUGCUGGGGCCCGACCGGUGGCGGCUGAUGAGGGAGGUGACGAAUGACGCUAUGAGCGCGACGCAGCGGAGAGUCGGCAACCUGGACGGCGGCGAGGCAGUCUGGGCUCUUGACGUCGAGGACACCAAGCCGGUCGACUCUACAAUUGGCAUGGCGAUUCACAGACCCGAGGGGGCCAGGAACUACAUUCUGAGAUCGUUUCAGGGGGUCAGCGAAGGCGAGGAGAACAAGAAGAAGACGGUGGCAGCGGCCAACGACGAAAGGCAAGAGAACCUGGGCCGAUUGCUGGGAGCUUUGCGAAUGCUUUUCGAGAGCUGGAAGGAUGUCGUGGGCCGGCGAGAGCUGGAUGGCAAAGCCUGGAGCUGGUAUGUCAAUAUCAGGCCCGAGGUUGAAGCUGGGCCAGGGGGUUGGGGUGCCAAGGGCAAGGUCGAUCUCAGCAAGAUCCUGAACCUGAGAAGAAAGGCUCCAGAGUAA